This is a messenger RNA of Scheffersomyces amazonensis, 1157 nucleotides long. RefSeq names its product ribosylnicotinamide kinase. The transcript has a single exon. NCBI's taxonomy places the organism in Eukaryota, Fungi, Ascomycota, Pichiomycetes, Serinales, Debaryomycetaceae. Gene Ontology annotation, cellular component: cytoplasm. Gene Ontology annotation, molecular function: ATP binding; kinase activity. Bases 216 to 959 code for a protein of 247 amino acids. The record is from RefSeq and is a predicted model, not a curated record.
UUUUUAUAAGACGUUUUUAAGCAUCUUACGGAUAAUUUCUUGUGCUCUACUUUUGCUAUAAAGGGAAUUUCUAAUUUACCCUGUAAGGAAAUCAGUCACAAAAAUUGUUUUGAGACCCCUAACAAAAUUUGCUUGACAACUGCGAUAAGUCAUGUAAGUAUUUCCUGUGGGUCAUUGUUUAACCUAUACGUAUGUAAGGGACGAUUUAGACUAAUAUGACCCAAGAACAACCUGCAAAACAACGUUUUAAUAAAAUUGUCUUGGUUGCCUUUGGGGGUCCAUCCUCAUCAGGUAAAACCACAUCUGCUGCUGCUAUAAAGUCAUUAUUCAAACAUGCUAUAUUAAUUCAUUUAGAUGAUUUUUAUAUAGCAGAUUCAAAAAUUCCAAUAGAUUCAGCUACUGGUUAUCAAAACUGGGAUUGUCCAGAAGCUUUAGAUUUUAAUUUAUUUGAAAAUUAUUUAAAAAAAUUAAAGAGUGGACAGGGUUUAGAGGAGAAAUUAGAAUCAAGACAACCUUCAGUUGAUCUUAAAUUAAAUCAAGAAGAAGAACAACUAUUAUUGAAUAAGAUUCAGUUGAAAAUUCCUGAUUCUGAAACCACUUUAUUUAUAUUAGUCGAUGGAUUUAUGCUUUUUCAUGAUCCAAAGAUUUUAGAAUUAUUCGAUGUUAACUUAUUCUUUAGAGCAUCAUUUGAAACUCUUCGUGAUAGAAGAGAAUCUAGAGAUGGUUAUAAUACAGUUGAAGGAUUUUGGGUAGAUCCUCCUCAUUAUUUUGAGAAGAUUGUAUGGCCAGCUUUUGUACUGAGUCAUAAAUAUUUAUUUGAAAAUGAAGAUAUUAAUCUGAAAUUAUUAGAUAAUAUUAAAUCCUCAUAUAAACUUCAUGAUAUAAUUAAUGAGAAUGGAAGUAAUUUGAUUGAUCUUGUUGGUUGGUCUAUUGAUAAUAUAGCACAAGAUAUCAAUUAAUGUGGCAUUUUAUAUACAUUAGAAUUGUUAGACUUUUUGGGACUUUUAUUUCAUGCAUUUUCUUUUUUAAAUCUAUAUACAUAUAUGUUGUCUAUACUUUACCUUUAGAUUUCUUUGGUUUCUUGGAUACACUCUUCAUUUCACUUUCAUAAAUUUCAGAAGCAUUAGCAGUGGAUUUUCUCUUCUUUGCACUCUUAA